CCAACUUUGUAGUAAAGAUGGGAAAAAUGGGGUUGACCUCUCUCUUUCUCACUCUUCUAGCGCUUGCAGUGUCUCUCAGCUUGCCUUCUCAAACCACUGCCGAUUACCCUUACUCAUCUCCUCCUCCUCCUAAGGAGGAGCCAUACAAAUACAAGUCCCCUCCUCCUCCGAAAGAGGAGCCAUACAAAUACAAGUCCCCUCCUCCUCCUAAAGAGGAGCCAUACAAAUACAAGUCUCCUCCUCCUCCUAAAGAGGAGCCAUACAAGUACAAGUCCCCUCCUCCUCCCAAAGAGGAGCCAUACAAAUACAAGUCUCCUCCUCCUCCUAAGGAGGAGCCAUACAAAUACAAGUCUCCCCCACCCCCUCCUCCAGUUUACAAAUACAAGUCUCCUCCUCCUCCUAAAGAGGAGCCAUACAAAUACAAGUCUCCUCCUCCACCUAAGGAGGAGCCAUACAAGUACAAGUCCCCUCCUCCUCCUAAAGAGGAGCCAUAUAAGUACAAGUCCCCUCCUCCUCCUAAAGAGGAGCCAUACAAGUACAAGUCCCCUCCUCCUCCUAAGGAGGAGCCAUACAAGUACAAGUCCCCUCCACCUCCUCCUCCUAAAGAGGAGCCAUACAAAUACAAGUCCCCUCCUCCUCCUAAAGAGGAGCCAUACAAAUACAAGUCUCCUCCUCCUCCUAAAGAGGAGCCAUACAAGUACAAGUCCCCUCCUCCUCCAAAAGAGGAGCCAUACAAAUACAAGUCUCCUCCACCACCUCCUCCAGUUUACAAAUACAAGUCUCCUCCUCCUCCUAAGGAGGAGCCAUACAAAUACAAGUCUCCCCCACCCCCUCCUCCAGUUUACAAAUACAAGUCUCCUCCUCCUCCUAAGGAGGAGCCAUACAAAUACAAGUCUCCUCCUCCACCUAAGGAGGAGCCAUACAAGUACAAGUCCCCUCCUCCUCCUAAGGAGGAGCCAUACAAGUACAAGUCCCCUCCUCCUCCUAAGGAGGAGCCAUACAAGUACAAGUCCCCUCCUCCUCCUAAGGAGGAGCCAUACAAAUACAAGUCUCCUCCUCCUCCUAAGGAGGAGCCAUACAAAUACAAGUCUCCCCCACCACCACCACCCCAUUAUGUCUACUCAUCACCCCCUCCUCCUCACCACUACUAAGCUACGGUUUUAACCGUACCAAGGAGAAGAGAAGAGUGUGAUCCGAAUAAAAGGACAAAAAAUGGUUUGAAAAAAUAAACAGAGUGAGAGAGAUUCAGCAGAAAAGGGAGCCUAGUCUCAUCGUUUGAAGAGAGGAUAAAGAAUAAUGUAGACAAGUAUUAUUCAUGUAUUUGACAGUUGUAUUAUUCAGUGGUGUCCAGUACUUAUUUAUUUCUGCUUUAUUAUAAAAUGAAUCGUUUAUGUAUUGUAUGUGUUUUUCAACCUUUUGCUAAUGCAUGGGUUGACCCGUAAUAAAAAUAAAUCCAUUACUCUUAAAAAACCAAUGGUUCACGUUUUUUUUUUAAAAUUAUUUUGUUUCUUUCUUCUUUGGCUUUGAGUGUGAUUGGGUUGAAAAGACUUACCUUUUCUUUUCGCAAAUGAUCUAUUUUUCUUUCUCUGCAUGAAUUUGCAUGGGCUUCUCAAUUUCAUGCAAUUGGGUAGUAAAAGUGCCAUACAGAAAAAACAAAAAACAAAGAGAAAAUAUAGAAAUAACAUUAUAUUA
Molecule: messenger RNA, 1692 nt
Organism: Durio zibethinus
Lineage: Eukaryota; Viridiplantae; Streptophyta; Magnoliopsida; Malvales; Malvaceae
Biological process (GO): plant-type cell wall organization
Molecular function (GO): structural constituent of cell wall
Source: RefSeq, a predicted model, not a curated record